UUAGAUUUAGACUUCUUUUGGCCAACCUAAUUCACUUUAGCUGAAUCUUUUUAUUUUACUUUGGCCAACGGAUUCUAAGGCAAGUCACAACCUAUGGGCUGCCAUGCUUUACGCGACAUGUCGUUUAGUAUGCCGCAUAAAAGUCCGGGAAAUCUCACCCUGACGCAAAAGCAUUCAGGCAACAGAUCAUCCAUCAGAUGGCUAGAGAUAGCUGCCUCGCUCGCGUCACUACCGGAGCCGCCCUUGGCGGUGCUAUCGGCGGCGCCGUCGGUGCCGUCUAUGGAACAUAUGAGGCCGUUAGGUAUAAGAUCCAAGAAUAGGUUUCAAUCAAUAAAUUUUAAAGACUAUUCUGCUGAGAUGAGGUGCUGGAUAUGUUGGUCAUAAGGUGUGUUAAUGUUAUUAAUGCAGUUGCGUUUACUACUGAUGUCAUUUUACCUUAAUAUGGUAAUUUGUAAAUGGAUAGGAGGGCAGUACCAGUUCCAUAUAUUGCUUUAAAGUGGGGCCGUGUUAACUGCUGAGUGGAAUGUGGUGCUGUACUAUAAUUAGCCUGUGGGAGCCAUUUAUUUCACUGCUUGUCCAGGCAGCAAUUCUAAACCUCUGUUUGGCCAUCAGUUUAGCAGUGGUGCUCCGCUGAAAUGUGUAUUUUACUUUUGAAGUGUCUUAGAUAUGUAUAUGAUCUUGAAACU
This is a messenger RNA of Prosopis cineraria, 686 nucleotides long. RefSeq lists its product as uncharacterized. The record is from RefSeq and is a predicted model, not a curated record. Gene Ontology annotation, biological process: protein import into mitochondrial matrix; protein insertion into mitochondrial inner membrane. The coding region runs from base 94 to 384 and encodes 96 amino acids. The transcript is spliced from 3 exons. Lineage: Eukaryota; Viridiplantae; Streptophyta; Magnoliopsida; Fabales; Fabaceae. Gene Ontology annotation, cellular component: TIM23 mitochondrial import inner membrane translocase complex.